Oldenlandia corymbosa var. corymbosa is the source of this 969-nucleotide messenger RNA. The record is from the annotation of a GenBank genome assembly. Lineage: Eukaryota; Viridiplantae; Streptophyta; Magnoliopsida; Gentianales; Rubiaceae.
AUGGAAACCCCAAGAGAAGGAGAAGGUCCUGAUGGCCGAAAUAUUGAGCCGCCGGUGAACAAUCCUUUAUGGCUGGAUCUUCAUCAUCAAACACCUCCAAAGAAUAUCAGUGUCAUGGAAUCCACCUCCUCAUCAUUAUCAGAUGUAGAGGCAUCAACCGUCGACACUGAUAUCUUCGAAAUGUUGUCAAACGCUGAGCUUUAUCCAGCCGCCACCUUGUCGCCGCUGUCGACGGACCAAGCAAUAUCCAAUAUUCUUGAAAGCAGCAGCAGCCAUGGUUAUGAAGAACUGCGUUGUUUAUUGGAGGAGAUGGAGGAAUCCAACGAGCAUAAGAAGAAGAAGAAGAAGAAGCCUAGCCCUGAAGUCCCACAAAUUACUCCAAGUGUUGAUGCUGAGAAACGUAAAAGGGACUCGGAUUGCUAUACAAGUAGACAAGAUGUUAGGCCAAGAGGAUGUAGAUCCAACGAAAACCAUAACAUGGCCGAGAGGACACGCAGAGACCAAAUCAGGAGAAACAUGAAAGAUCUUCAAGAUUUGAUUCCAAACUGCAAUACGGUAUUAUCUUCGGGAGGAUUUUCUAUGUUCCAGGAUCCAACCAUAUUACCUUCAGCAGGCUAUCAGAUUGUUCAGACGCCGCAAUUCCCUCCAUUUACGCCGAUGGAUCGGUUCGGGAUCAGAACUGGUAUGGGAAUGUUUAACUUCCCUCCUAUAUCCUCUGUUCCAUUCAUGCCAUUUGCAUUUCCAGUUCCUGGUCAGUUAACUCCGCUGCCAUCAGCCCCUGGAAUGAACCUGAGUUUUGGACAAAUGAAUCACCUGGAAUUGCCCCCAGAUUCCGCUUUGAUGGCUCCAUCACUACCAUCUUUUUAUCCAAACUUGCCUCCUACAAUUGCGUCUUCCUUUGAUGGAGGUUGGAGUACUAGUUCACAAACUGUGCGGAAAUCUUUAAAUCUCUCCUCCCAACCGCCUUAG